Molecule: messenger RNA, 3532 nt
Organism: Marasmius oreades (fairy-ring Marasmius)
Lineage: Eukaryota; Fungi; Basidiomycota; Agaricomycetes; Agaricales; Marasmiaceae
Exons: 9
Coding region: 77-2950 (957 amino acids)
Biological process (GO): transcription by RNA polymerase II; RNA polymerase II preinitiation complex assembly
Cellular component (GO): transcription factor TFIID complex
Molecular function (GO): TBP-class protein binding; histone acetyltransferase activity; RNA polymerase II general transcription initiation factor binding
Source: RefSeq, a predicted model, not a curated record
CUUGAAGGUUAUUUCUUCCCACCACCGCAAUUAAUUACUGCACGGUAUUCAGCCUCCAGCAGGCUCCUCACUCCAAAUGGCCAACAACGACGAGAGUGAAGCUGUUUCAGCUCUCACAGGCUUCUCUCUCAACAACAUCCUCGGUGAUCUCUCUCUUCCCACCGGCGGUCUCACAAACCAACUGGGCCUCUCUGGAACUGAAUCCUUCACCGCAAACCAAAUCUAUAACGACAAUUACGACGAGGAUGCAGUCGGCCUCGAUCAGGGAGAAGAUUGGGAGGCUCAAAUUGACCAAGAGAUGGCGGAAGAGGCAAAGACGGGGAUAAAAGUCGAAGCCGAAUCCCUUAGCGGUGGUGGUGGUGAUGGGACGAUAAAGGAGAAGCAGAAACGAGUUAAAGUUGUACGAAGGCUAGUUGAGAGGCCCAAGAGUGUAUACGAACGAUUUCCUGCGUUUGAGAAACAUAAAGUUUUGGAUUUCAGUGAGCUGUUCAAGGGAUAUACUGUUCACAAGUCGAGAUUGGGGAAACGGCCGUUUCACGUGGAAACUGUUUAUCCUCGCAAGAAGGAGGCACCCAAAGGUUUCCUGGAGUCUGUGGCAGGAGACGCGAAACGGAUAGUCGAGAGCAAACGUGUUGAAGAAGUGAUUUCUUCAAGCAGCAUUGAAGCAGACUUGCGUCGUGCCUUGGAGGUUCAGGAUAAAUCCAACUCAGCACACUUACACGAUCGCUCAUUCGACCUCGUUCUCCUCUCGAAUUGGGAAGACCAGAUCAUCUUUGAACCAGAUCCUUCAACCUUCUUCGCCAGUGGAGACCUUUCCGAAAAAUCUCUUCAGAAGAACCUGACCACUCCCGUCAACAAAGUUCUCGAGUCCGGCGCUUGGACACAAAGCAUCAUUUGGGGACCGAAAGAUCCUUUCAGGGACUUCACGCAACUAGAGCUUAAUCACGAAGAUGAAGUAGUGCCUGAGGAGAAGAAUGCAGAACUCGUAAGACCGAGGAAACGUCUUCGAGCGGAAGUUGUUCCCCGUGAUAAAUUCAACCUAUCGAACGACCAGUUUUAUGAGGUUGCUAAAGAUGGUCGACAUCGUGUUCGACAAACCUUUGGACAACUCACUGUCGAGCACGCUUACCCAGCUCAGAAGCUUCAGCUACCUUUUUUCAAGACCCGUUUGUCAAAACAAGAAGCCCGCUCUUUCCACCGACCUGCUCUCCAAUUCCCUCUCAAUGUGGAAAUACGUUUCAAUAAAGUUCGUACGGCCAAAAAGAAGAAAGACAAAGCGGGUCGCAAACUCGGUAAGGGUGGUAAUGUGUCUGAAGGGCUGCAUACGACCGGUGAUCUAAGCCUACGUGACACGAGUAAUUUCGUUCUCUGGGAGUACUCAGAAGAGCAUCCUCCUAUCACUCCCAAUUUCGGGAUGGGGAGUGUUUUAGUGAAUUACUACCGUAAGAAGGACGAGAAGGACGAACACAUACCGAAGUAUGACCUCGGAGUUCCAUUUGUCUUGGAACCCCAAGACGAAUCCCCUUUCAUGAAGUUUGGUUAUGUCUAUCCAGGCCAGACCGUCCCUGCCCUUUACAACAACCUUGUCCGCGCCCCCUUAUUCCGCCACAAGGCUAAACCAACCGACUUUCUCGUCAUCCGAAGUAGCACUUCCAAGAGCGAGCCCAAAUACUUCAUGCGCGAAAUCAAAAACCUUUUCGUCAUUGGCCAAACGUACCCUGUAACCGAAGUCCCCGGUCCUCAUUCACGAAAAAUCACGAAUACCAUCAAACACCGCUUACAAAUCAUCGCCUACAAGCUCCUGCGGAAAUCAGCAGGGGAACGUUUGAAAAUAUCUCGACUUAUGAAGUAUUUCCCUGAUCAGAACGAGUUGCAGAUGAGACAACGGUUGAAAGAAUUCAUGGAAUAUCAUCGGCGUGGGGCGCAUCAGGGCUUUUGGCGGCUCAAAACAGAGCUGAAUAUCCCUACUGACGCGGAGAUGCUGAAGAUGGUGGAUCCUGAAGCUGUUGUCUUGCAAGAGUCGAUGCAAGUCGGGCAACGGCAUCUUCAAGAUUCAGGAUACGGAGAGACAGCUGAUUCAGCGGACGGGGACGAAGCCCAUCUAUCUGUGGAACAGCAGUUGGCACCUUGGAUCACGACAAAGAACUUUUUGUACGCCACUCAGGCGAAAGCUAUGCUCAAGCUUCACGGCGAAGGAGAUCCUACUGGUCGAGGGGAAGCCUUCAGCUUCAUCCGGAUCUCGAUGAAAGACAUCUUCGUGAAAGCCGGGGAAGAUCCAGAACAGAAGUUGGCUGAAGCCGAGAACCGCCCAAAAUCCGCUCAUCGGUAUAACGUGGCUGAACAACAACAGAUCUACCGGUCUGAAAUCGAACGGAUUUGGAAGGCACAGUACGACUCGCUCAGUAAAAAGGAGGAACCCAAGUUGACCGCUGAGGACGAACAACGAGACGCGAUGAAGAGAGCUCAACUGGCGGCACAGCAACAAGCUGCCGCUGCCGCUGCUGCGAGUCGUGCUUCUUCCGUUGCAAGAGACGGGAGUGUAGAUCCUGAAGCAGGGAAGAAGGUACUUAGGAUCAAGAGGCUGGUCGAUGGGAAAUGGGAAACAGAAAUCAUCCGGGACCCAGCCGUCAUACGAGCGUAUGUGAAGAAUCGGCAGGCGAUUGAAGAAGAAAAUACGCUUACAGAUAGCUUGGCGCCGACUGGGGAUAUUGAGAAGGAUAAGAGGGCGAAGAAACGACUUGAGGAAGAGCUUGCGAGGAUGAAGAAGAAUCAAGAACGUCGCUUACAUCGGAAGAAUGCGAAGAUUGUCAAGGAAGGUGGGACCCCGUUGCAGUUGAACAGGCCACUUAAGCCUGAUACCACCAGACGUUGCGGCAAUUGUGGUCAAAUGGGACACAUGAGUACCAUCCUUUUCCUCCCUCCCCUUCUCCCAUUUACUGAUGCGUUCUAAAACAUCAGAAACAAACCGCAAAUGUCCCCGUUGGGCCGAAUUCAACAGCGGUGUUGCUCCAGCAAGCCCUGGGAUACCCUCUGCGUCAAGUCCUAUUCCCAGUGGCGUCGGAAGUGGGAUGAUGGGCUUUAACUCUGGCGUCCCGGCUGUUUCGUCGCCAUUGGCUACGAGUCCGCCUAUGACAUUCAGUAAUCUAAGCGGUGGUGGGGAGUUGAGCGGAGGAGAAGAUGAGGACGGCGGCGGCGGUGGUGGAGGGGCCGCAGCACCGAAGAUCAAGUUGACCCUCAAGAAGGGAUGAGGAUCAGGUCGUGCUCGCAUACUUUCCCCUCCUGUAUUGUACGCUGAUUGUGCUUGGAUAAGUGUUUUUUCUGUCCAUGGGGAAGAAGAAAGAUAAGGAAGAACACGUGUCCACCAUCCCAGCUAAGAAGAAGUUGCUGCCACUAUAAUACUCUAGUAACGACGCUGCAAUGUGCAAGCGGUCUGGAAGGAUGAUUUGUGAUGUGUCCUCUCCACCAACCCCAUUACGAUAUGCAAGGACCCCACUAUCCGUUGGCCACUCUGUUUUUUUUUUUUUCUCCCGCC